AUGGGCGACGACAGGGAGCGCGGAUCAGGCGCAUCCUCCAGCCGCCACUCUUCCUCACGGCGAGAGAAGGAGAGGGAAGAUCGUCAUCGACACCAUCACCGCGACUCAAAGCAUAGACACGAUGACGACAGAAAGCACAGCAGUCGAAGCGAUAGCAACAGGAAGGAAAGGGCGAAGGGCGAUGACGGGCACAGACACAGGCACCACCAUAGCUCGCAUCGUAGUAGCCAUUGCGGCAGAGAAGGGGAGGAAGAUCGUAACGACCGCAAAAAGAGGCGUAGGGAAGACGAUGAGCGACGCCACGAUUCUCGAAGCCACCAUAAAAGCCAUCGCAACGAAGCAUCUCCCAGCAGCGACCCGAAACAACCAGCUUCCGACUUCGUCCCCACCUCUGCUUCUCUCGAUCUCACUUCCCAUGCUACCACUUCCACCGACACAUCUGGUCUGAAACGAGACGAUUGGAUGCUAUCCCACCCCGAUAAAAACUCGGACGAUGCUUCAUACUUCUCCACUCUCGGUCAAGCCCGCGUGAAGCAACCAAGACCGGAAAAAUCUGAUCGGGAAAAGCUGAAGAUCAGUUCACGCGAACUCAACACUCAACUCGUCCAAGGGAAGACCGUUGACGAGUAUACCACACCGAACGCUGACGAGGGAAAGAAGCAAUAUGGGGGUCCAGGGUAUCAGUGGCGAAUGAUGAAGUUGAAGCGUACGCUAGAGGCGGCGGAAGUGGAGGGAAGGGACUUGGAGGAGGUUGCAUUGGAGAGGUUUGCAACGAUGGAUGAUUUUGAGGAUGCGUUGGAGGAGAGGAGGGUUUUGGAUGGGCAGGCGAAAGGAAAGAAGAGGGAGGAGGAGGGAGGGAGGAGUACGCCAACGUUACAAAGCGUUGCUAGGAGAAGUUAUAUGCUUGCUAGUGGCGGUUCAGGGGAGAGGACUAGUGGGACGGAUGAUUCGGAGCCUAGCUCAAGACCGGGUAGUAGACAAGGGUUUAAACGACCAGGAGAGUCGAGUGGAGCAACAACACCUCGUCCACCUCGCAAUAUUGGGUUUGAGACUCCGAGUGCCGCCAAGCCCACUACUCCUUCUGCUAUUCCGUCGGUGUUUACGCCAUUCAUUGAACGACCGGAUGCAACUCAAGCUGGAGUCGUGCUUGAUGAUGGUUCUUCCGAUCCCGAUCGACCUAUUCUUACCCCGGACCAGCUGAACAAACUGCAAGCUAACAUCCUCAAAGCCGAACUCAUGGGAGACGAUCCACAACACUCCGCCCUCAAAGAGGAGUACGAGCGAGAAUCUGGACGGGCAAAAGCACACACUACUGCUGCUGGAGAUAAAGGUGGUGCGUUCGCCCCCUCCUCCCAUACCUAUAGGAGGGGUGGGAAGAGUGGUGCAGGGGUGCUGGUUGAGGAUGGGACGAGAGAGUUGCAGGUGCUUCCCACACUUGACGCUAGGGGGAGGAUGUACGAUAUUGGUGCGCUGGAUUCCUCUUCCACUGACCCCGCUGCAGGUGUUGAUGGGGGGAGCAGGAAGAAGUUAAAUGGUCGAGAUACAUUCGAAGCGCGCGAUCCUCGCACAGGUCACUUCAUCCGAUAUUCUGCAGACGACGACACUACCACCCUGUCUGACUUGGUUCGACAGGAAAAGUUCUCUGCUGGUCCAUCCGCGCAGAAGAACCCAGAUGCAGAACUAGCAGCAAACAUCAUGACCGACGCCAGCUUCUCCUCUAACCUAGAAGAUCAGGACGACGAAGCUCAUCGAUAUGCAAAAAAGAAAAUGCGCAGUGAUGCGCUGAAACGGCAAUUUGCGAUCAACGAUUUUGCUCGCACCCAAAAAGCCCUGGACAGAUGCAGAUUUUGUUGGCAGGAUGAAGGUAGCAAACCUCCCCGCGCCGUUGUCGUUUCUAGUGGGUAUCGUGCCUACCUAGCCAUACCAGACACUGAAGGGGUAGUAGAAGGAGAAAUGGGAGAAAACCUCCUCAUCGUCCCCAUGCAGCACCACCUCAGUCUGUUAGAAGCCGACGAGGAAACAUGGGACGAGAUCAAGAAUUUUCAAAAAUGCUUGAUGCAGUUAGCUGCGAGUAAAAGUCAAAAAGUCAUAUUCUAUGAAACGAUUACAUCGCUAAAGCCGCAGUUACACAGCUACAUCGAAGCAGUACUACUUCCUGCAGCAGCGAUGGAUUUUUUACCGGGAGUGUUGAAAGAAUCGCUACGGAGUGUGGGAGGGGAGUUCAGCACGCAUAGGAAGGUGAUCGAUUUUACGGUGGAGAGACCGUUUAGGAAUGCGCUAGUGCCGAAUUUGCCGUAUUUUGCGGUAAGUUGGGAUUAUCGUUGGUCAACUGGAUAUGGGCAUGUGAUUGAGGAUAUGGAUAGCGAGCAGGGUCGUGGAGGGUCAGGAGGGGGGAGGGGGAAAGAUAGGGGAGGUGACGAUGCGUAUGAUGUUGGAGAGAUGGCUGCUGGUCCAGGUAGUGGAGUAGGGGGUAAGUUUGAUGCGAAUUUUGCAAGAGAUGUGAUUAGGGCGGUGUUGGAGGAUUUAGAUGCGGAAGGUGAGGAUGGAGGUGGGUAUGUCAGAGGGUUUGGAAGGUCAAAGAGGAGAAGUGAAGAGGAGAAGGGGAGAGUUAGGGAGAGUUUUAGGAAGGAGUGGGACAAGUAUGAUUGGACCAAGAUGUUGCAGACUCAGUAG
Molecule: messenger RNA, 2673 nt
Organism: Ustilago hordei
Lineage: Eukaryota; Fungi; Basidiomycota; Ustilaginomycetes; Ustilaginales; Ustilaginaceae
Exons: 1
Coding region: 1-2673 (890 amino acids)
Biological process (GO): mRNA splicing, via spliceosome
Cellular component (GO): post-mRNA release spliceosomal complex
Source: RefSeq, a predicted model, not a curated record